Chiloscyllium plagiosum (whitespotted bambooshark) is the source of this 3604-nucleotide messenger RNA. The record is from RefSeq and is a predicted model, not a curated record. NCBI's taxonomy places the organism in Eukaryota, Metazoa, Chordata, Chondrichthyes, Orectolobiformes, Hemiscylliidae.
UAACCCCCUUCAGCUGGGGCACCCAGACGCAAGCGGGUCUCUAAUUGGUUCCGACACUGACUGGUGUGGGCACUGUCAAAGCUGCGGUUGUGUUUCGGCCAAUUGUCUUAGCAUUGUCAGUGCGUCUACCUUGGACAGGGGGGGAGAGAGAGAGAGACACACACACACACACACAGCCAGGAGGGGCGAACAGAGAAAGUAGCAGGUACGGAUUUGGGGGUAAGGAAGAGAAAGAUUGGGGCAGGGAAGGAUAAGGGGAAGGGAGUGGGUCACACUGCGGGAAGAAAAAAAGAGACGGGGAGAAACAGAGAGGCGGUGGGGUGAGAGCGAUCGCGGACAGAGAGGGAGAAAGUGAGAUAUACACGGUAGGGCAGUGGGGGUGGCGAGAGAGAGAGAGAGACCAGGUAGAGAGGCGAAGAAUAGAGAGAGAGAGAGCGACGGGGUCUGGGGACACCUCAGAUGGGGGCUGUCUUGGGAACUUUAAUCUGGUUGCACGAAGAGGAGGAGGAGGAGCUGCUGCAGCAGCAGGAGCUGGAGCGGAGACACCGGGAACAGCAGCAGCGACAAUGCAAGCUGUCUGCACAGAGACGGGUGGCAGGUGACAGCCGGCGCUCUCAGGCCAAGGAAAGGACACGGCGGAGGCUGUACCCAGCCAACCGGGUGUACCGGCCCCGGGUCACGUUCCUGGAGCUGUCCGAAGAGGACUGCCUGAGGCGGCUGCGCUUCUCAAAGCAGGCGGUCAGCGAUCUGUGCAGCCUCCUGCAGCAGGACCUGAUGCCGGCCGGGCCUGGAGGUCAUGCCCUGCCAGUAGCUGUGAAAGUGACCACUGCCCUGAACUUCUUCGCCUCUGGCUCCUUCCAGGGGGCUGCUGGUGACAUCUCCCACAUCAGCCAGUCGGCAGUACACAAAUGCAUCAAACAGGUCACCAAUGCUCUGUUUGCCAGGGCCAAUGACUACAUCUGCUUUCCAAUGGAUGAAAGCAGUCAGGAUGAUAGGGCGUCAGGAUUUUCUGCCCUUGCAGGCUUCCCCCGGGUACAAGGGAUCAUAGAUUGCACUCACAUUGCCAUCAAGGCCCCGGACAAUCAGCCAGCUGCCUUCAACAGGAGGGGCUACUACUCUAUAAACGUGCAGAUCGUUGCGGACCAUUGCCACCGAAUUAUGCAGGUCUGCGCCCGGUUUCCUGGCAGCUGCCGCGAUGCAUUCAUCCUACACCAGUCCACCAUCCCCCCUCUCUUCAGCAGGUGCCAGAAUGUGAAAGGCUGGCUGCUCGGUGACAGAGACUAUCCUCUCUAUACGUGGUUGAUGACCCCACUCCCUUGCCCUAGCACACCCGCUGAGCUGCGGUAUAACAAGAGUCAUGCAAACACCAGGAGGGUCAUCAGACGCACCAUGGGACUCCUGAAGCAGCGCUUCCGCUGCCUGGACAGGUCUGGCGGUCCUCUGCAGUACAGCCCUCAGAGGGUCUCCCGCAUUGUGGUCGUCUGCUGCAUCCUGCACAAUUUUGCUGUGCAGAGGGGGCUGCAGCUAGAGGAGGAAGUCCCUGAAAACAUUUCCUCAUCCGAUGAGGAAGACCUGGAUGAUAGAGAGGAAGAAAUGGAUGAGGAAGAGACAAGCCAGCAGCUCACAGCCCACGACGUGAGGAAUCAGUUUAUCACCCAAUGCUUCGGUUGAUCCACUUGGUUCCCUCCUCACCCAAAUUAAUUGUUUGCAGAACCUCCCAGUUCCCAUCCAUUCAUUUCCCAAGCUUGGAGCCCAUGUUCAGAUGUGCGCUGUGCAGACAUUGCAUCCUCAGUGUCUACUCUGAAGUUGGGCUGCAGAGACAUUUGAUAAUACAAAUCAGUGACUUAUUUAAUGGUGAAUGCAAUAAAAGCCUCUAUGUUAUUUCUCACCCAUUUUGUUGCUGGGGCUGAGAUUAGUCACUUGCAAUAAUCUGCAAUAUCAUCGCUGAAGCUCCAGUCCACAGGACUCAGCAGUCACGUACAGUUACUGAGGAGUGCACUGAGUUCUAAGAUUAUUCUGCAACUGCUGUCCAAACUUUCAUCUGAGCAGUCACUUUCAAUAUUGCUAUGUCAGGGCAUCAUACCAGUUCCUUGCAGGAUGUGGAGCUGUCCAUGCUGUCAUGGCAUUUACUCCCUGCCAAGUUGUCUCCUUGACUACCUUUCCAUUGUUAGUCCCUGCCCAACUUGUGUGAAUUACUGCUUACAAUCCAUUAUCCAUUCAGAAUAAAAUGUUGGUUUGAAGCCAAAUUCAGCUGACGUUCAAUAAAGGCAUGGCUGAUCUGAUUGUAACCUCAAUUCUGAAUUUCCACCUAUCCCACUAACCUUUUACUGGCUUUGCUUAAACAGAAUCUCUUAAUUUCAGCCUUGAAUAUUCCGUAUCUCUGUUCCUAAUGAGGCAGAGUUUUCCAAGGAAUCUCAAAUUAUUUGUCCUUAACUGUCUUAAAUGGGUGACUUGUUAUUUUUAAACAGUGACUGUCUUAUUUUAGAUUCUCCCCUGAGCAGAAACAUUUUCUUUGCGCUCACCCUGUCAAGACCCCUCAUGAACUUGUAUGUUUCAAAGAAAUUAGUCUAUAUCAUUUGAAACUCCAGCAGAUGCAUUGCCUAACCUGUCCUAUGUUUUCCUGCUGGACAACAUGAGUAUCUUGGGUAUCAGUCUCGUAAAUCUUCUCUGAAUUGCUUCCAGGAUAUUUAUGUUCUUCCUUAAUAAGAUGAUCAGUAAUGUGUAGAGUACAAUAUUUAAGUGAAACAUAACCUUAAUUUUGUUUGAAUUUUCUCCACACAAUAACAUUCUAUUAGUUUGUUUUUAAAUUACUUGCCAUACCAGCAUGCUAACCUCAUACAAUUAAUGUGCUAGGACACCCAGAUCCCAGAAUUCUGCAAUCUCUCACUGUUAUGAUGCUGUUUCUUUUUAAUCUGCCUGCAAAAAUGUGCAAUUUCACACUUUCUCAUGUUAGACUCCAUUUGUGAAAUCUUUGCCUGUUAUGUUGCCUUAUCUAUAUGCUUAGUAGCCUCCAUAUGUUCUCUUCACAGCAUACAUUUCCGCUUACCUUUGUAUUUGUCAACAAAUUUAGCAACUGCACAUUUUGGUUUGAUCAUCCAAUUCAGGUAUAUAAAUUAUUAGAAGUCGAGGUCCCAGCACUGAUCCCUUUGGUACACUCAUUGUUACAUCUUGCAAACCUGAAAAAAUAUCCAUUUAUUCCUAUCCUAUUUUCUAUAAAGCUGCUAAUCUUUCAUCCAUGCCAAAAUCUGCCUUGAGUGAUUAUUUUCUGCUAUAAUCUUUGUGGCACCUUAUCAAAGGCCUUCUGUAAAACUAACUAUAGUACAUCACUCUUUUAUCCACAGCACAUGUUACUGCUUCAAUCUGUAAUAAGUUGGGUGAACAUAAUCUCCCUGUCUCAAACCAUGUUAAUUCUGUCUGAUUGACUUGAUUUUAUUUCAAGUGUCUUGAUGCUGCAUCUUUAGUAAUAACUCCUUCGUAUUCUUGUGAUAGCUGUCAUGGUGACUGGCCUUAUUUUCCAUCUCACUCUUUGAAUAACUGAGUCAUAUUCAUAGAGUCCUACAGCACGGAGACAGGUCCUUUGGCCCAAAUUGGCCCAUGCCAACAA